Messenger RNA from Chrysochloris asiatica (Cape golden mole), 954 nucleotides. RefSeq names its product olfactory receptor 52N4-like. The transcript has a single exon. Lineage: Eukaryota; Metazoa; Chordata; Mammalia; Afrosoricida; Chrysochloridae. The coding region runs from base 1 to 954 and encodes 317 amino acids. Gene Ontology annotation, molecular function: G protein-coupled receptor activity; olfactory receptor activity. The record is from RefSeq and is a predicted model, not a curated record. Gene Ontology annotation, cellular component: membrane. Gene Ontology annotation, biological process: G protein-coupled receptor signaling pathway.
AUGACUCUUCCUAAUAAUUCUCAUCUCUUCCCACAUACCUUCUUCUUGGCUGGCAUCCCAGGCAUGACCACUGUUCACAUAUGGAUCUCACUUCCUUACUGCUUCAUGUUUUUCCUUGCAGUGAUAGGGAAUGGUGUCCUGCUUUUUCUCAUUCACACAGAGCACAGUCUUCACCAACCCAUGUUUUUCUUUCUUGCCAUGCUCUCCUUUGUUGACCUGGUUCUCUCCCUCUUUACUCUGCCCAAGAUGCUGGCCAUUUUCUGGUUUGAUGCUACAGCCAUAAGCUUUCAUGCCUGUCUUUCCCAGAUGUUCUUCAUCCAUGCAUUUUCUGCCAUGGAGUCAGGGGUGCUAGUGGCCAUGGCCCUUGAUCGCUUUGUGGCCAUUUGUAACCCUCUGCGCUAUGCCACCAUUCUAACCCCAGUUGUUGUUGGCAAGAUUGGAGGCCUGGUAGUGCUUCGGGGUGUGGGAUUGACCAUCUCUUUUCCAAGCCUGGCUCAGCGGCUAUCCUACUGUGGCUCACACACAAUUGCCUAUACCUACUGUGAGCAUAUGGCUGUGGUGAAACUGGCCUGCGGUUCCACUACUGUGGACAACCUCUAUGCCUUUGUCGUGGCAAUCUUGCUUGGUGUGGGGGAUAUGGCCUUUAUUGCUUACUCCUAUGGGCAAAUUGUGAGGACUGUGAUGAAUUUUCCUUCAUCUGAGGCACGUGCUAAAGCAAGCAGCACAUGUACAGCCCAUGUUUGUGUCAUCUUCUUCUUCUAUGGGCCAGGUUUUCUUUCUGUGAUCAUGCAGCGGUUUGGUCCACCCACAGCCUCUGCUACCAAGGUCAUCUUUGCCAAUCUCUACUUGCUCUUUCCCCCCGCACUGGACCCCAUUGUCUAUGGAGUCAAGACCAAGCAGAUACGGGAGAGACUGUUCACAAUUUUGAACCUCAAUCGGAUUGACCCAAUUUGA